This is a messenger RNA of Hirundo rustica (Barn swallow), 2254 nucleotides long. RefSeq names its product atypical chemokine receptor 2 (gene ACKR2). NCBI's taxonomy places the organism in Eukaryota, Metazoa, Chordata, Aves, Passeriformes, Hirundinidae. The coding region runs from base 40 to 1227 and encodes 395 amino acids. The transcript is spliced from 3 exons. Gene Ontology annotation, cellular component: membrane. The record is from RefSeq and is a predicted model, not a curated record. Gene Ontology annotation, biological process: G protein-coupled receptor signaling pathway; chemotaxis; immune response. Gene Ontology annotation, molecular function: scavenger receptor activity; chemokine binding; chemokine receptor activity.
UACACAAGUGAAAGAAGCCUGGUUCAAGCCUCUGGCAGGAUGGCAGCUCCUCUGCUCGGAACUGCCUGGAAUGGGUAUUUACGCAAUUUCAGUCAUGGGACCACAGCAGGCACCCACUGGAUGAACAAAACCUCAGGAGUGACAGCAACGACCACAGACACGUGGCGGGAUGCUGCCAAUUCGAGUGAGUACCCGUACGAGUACCUGGAUGAGGGGGACUAUGGGCUCUACGGCCUCUGCACCAAAGAGGAGGUGCUCUCCUUCAGCAGGGUGUUCUUGCCAUCAUUUUACACCGUGAUCUUCCUGGUCGGAAUGGCUGGGAAUGCCCUCCUGUUUACUGUCCUCCUCAUGUACAUCAAGAGGAAGAAGAAGAUGACUGAGCUGUAUCUGCUGAACCUGGUGGUUUCAGACUUUUUUCUGCUACUGACACUUCCUUUCUGGGCUCUGUACACUUCUCAGUGGGUCACCUGGGACAUCUUGUGCCCGUUCUUAAACGCCAUGUACACUCUGAACUUCUACAGUGGCAUCUUCUUUGUGAGCUGCAUGAGCCUGGACAUGUAUCUGCAGAUAGUUCAUGCUUGCUCUCCUCACAGCUCCACGGUGUGGAGGAAUUCCAUUCUUGUCUUGUUGGUGAUGUGGAUCCUUUCCAUAGGUCUCUCCAUUCCCGAUGGCCUCUUCACCAGCACAAGGCAAAUUCACAACAAAACCGUCAUGUGCACCCAGGAUUAUGGCCAGGAACACUUAUUUUGGAAAGUUGUCUUUCGGGUGAUUCAAAACAUCCUUGGAUUCCUUUUCCCCUUCCUCUUCAUGGCGUUCUGCUACUCCCGCAUCAUGUGUGUCCUCAACACCUCACAGAUCCCUGGCUCCAGGAAAGCUCUCUGCUUAGUCCUUACUCUGGUGGGGGUCUUCUUUGUGCUGUGGUGUCCUUACAACAUUGUGCUCAUCCUCCACUCCCUGCAAGAUGUCGGUGUGAUCAGGAGCUGUGAAAGCAGUAGGAAACUGGACUAUGCCCUGCAGAUCACGGAGAGCUUGUCCUUUGUCCACUGCUGUCUCAACCCCUUGCUCUAUGCUUUUGUGAAGAAACGGUUCAGGGCGUAUUUGUGGAAGAUCCCUCAGGCCAUUUUCAGGAGAGGCACUUUCUUUCCCAUCCAGGACUCCCAGACGAGCCCGUCGUGCAGCAGAUACGCAGCUGAGAUAGAAAUGUUGAGCAUCACAAAUGUAUCAUAAAUACAUACAUUAUUUACAGUAUUUACAUUAUGUGUGUGCCCUCUGUGCUGCAUUUUCCCUGUCCUGCCCAUGAUGGGGUUAGUGUGAGCUUGCAGCACUGUGUAAUCAAAUAGUUCAACCUAGCGACAGCCUCGAGAUGAGGACUUUCCAUACUGAGAUUGGAAAAGUACAUGUGGGAUCUGUUUCUGUUCCACUAGUGUAAAUCCGUUGUCCUGGAUUUACACUAGUGGAAGAAACCCAGUUCCCAUCUGCAGUAUGUGAGGCAGUAGCAAAUAAAGGAACAGAUUUCUCAACGUUGUUCCUUAAAAAAUGCAAACUGAAACUUGAGAAGAGAUUCUCCUCCUCCCUGGCAUGGGCUGAGGAAUCAAUUUCUGUGCUCAUCCGUCAGGCCAGAAAUGCUGCCAGGGGAUGGCUUUGCUUCUCCUGGCUCUUACCAUCUGCCAGGUGAUUUAACCGGGAUAAUCUCAUUUUCUACCAGGAGACACAACAGGAAGGACUGGUCACCUUUAAGCUGAGUUGUUCUCCGUCAUGAUGAGCUGUGCCACACUCGGACCUGCUGAGCAGGGAACUGUGACUCUCCAAGGGGCAGAGCCUUGGCUAGAGGUCAGUUUGAUCAUCAGCUGAUUUGAGACCGGUUUGAUCAGAACAAAGUUCAAACCAGUAACAAUCAGUGAGAAAGAGAUAAAAAGCAGGCUCAGCAGAACAGUGGUGGAGGUAUUUGCCUUCCAAGAUCAGGUUUGACAAGAUAAAAAAGAUCCAUGGAUACCACCUGUGACAUAAAUAUUGGCUUUGAAACACCACAGAGUGAGAGCAUGGCCUGAACAGAAGAGCACAGAGAGCCGAUGGUCAAUCCUUAUUACCCAGCGCAGCUCUGAAGUUCAAGGUUCUGAGUUUGCUGACUUUUAUUUAAAGGCAUUAUUCACCCCAAAUGCCCCUGAACCUCAAAUGGUCCCUUUCCAUCCUGAAAACCUAUUAAGUCUGGAAGUUGCCUAGAGUUGUACAAAUAAAAUUAUUAAUUUAAGAGAAA